Messenger RNA from Anolis sagrei ordinatus, 1460 nucleotides. NCBI's taxonomy places the organism in Eukaryota, Metazoa, Chordata, Lepidosauria, Squamata, Anolidae. The record is from RefSeq and is a predicted model, not a curated record.
AUGGUGCAGGGAAAACAAGGACAGCACUUGCUUUGUGCUUUGUUUGGCAUUACAGCUUUUUUUGGUGAGGUCCUGACCAUUGCUCUUUUGCUGAUGUGGAGCUCUGUUGCUGCUGCAACUAAUGAUGGCUCAGAUAAGGGAGAUGUUAUGUAUCCCUAUGGGGAAGCUGAAGGAGAUCAGAAGACCCCCAUAGAUGAUGAUGGGACAUCACCAGAAAUUCAUAUGUCAAAGCCUUUUGAGUACUUUGGCAAGAACUAUACCAGCUGUUAUGUUAACAACAAUGGCGUGGUUUCCUUUGACGAACCUGUCCCUGAAUAUACUCCCAAAGGUAUCCCUCUGACAGAUGGAAAGGCUUUUGUUGCCCCAUACUGGGGAGAUGUCAACAAUGAGCUAGGGGGAUAUAUCUGGCAUCGGGAGACAAAAGACCCAGCAAUCUUAAAUCGUAUGACCAAUGACAUCAAUGAGUAUUUUCCUGAUUCUCAUUUCAAAGCCGAUUGGGCUUUGAUUUCCACCUGGGAUCAUGUGGCCUAUUUCGGAAGUCGUUCCAGUAAGACAAACACCUUCCAGUGUAUCUUAACACGGGGCAAGGAUGCCGCCUUUGUUAUGCUCAACUAUGGUGACAUACAAUGGACCACUGGUACAGCAAGUGGUGGAAAUAGCAAGACAGGUCUGGGAGGAACCCCAGCACAGGCUGGAUUCAACACUGGUGAUAAUAAAAACUACUAUAGUAUCCCUGGUUCCCGCUCUGCACAUAUUCUCAACAUUAUUAACACUAGCAAUGUGGGGGUCGAAGGACGCUGGGCAUUCCAGGUGGAUAAUUUCACGGCGACUGGAGUUUCUGAAGAGCUUCAGAAAUUAAUACCCACUGUAGAGCCUGAGCCUGAGGAAGAGGAGGAAGAGUCACAGACCCCUGAAGAAGAGGAAGAGCCACAGACCCCUGAAGAAGAGCCACAGACCCCCAUGGAAGAGCCACAGACCCCUGAAGAAGAGCCACAGACCCCCAUGGAAGAGCCACAGACCACCAUAGAGGAGCCACCAGCCCCUGUAGAGGAAAAGCCACAGACCCCCGAAGAAGAGCCACAGACCCCCAUGGAAGAGCCACAGACCCCCAUAGAGGAGCCCCAAGCCCCUGAAGAAAAGCCACAGACCACUGUAGAAGAGCCACCAGCCCCUGUAGAAGAGCCACCGGCAUCUGUAGAGGAAGAACCUGAGGAUCCCUUCGUGGAGGAAGAACCCGAGGAUCCCCUAUAUGAUGAUGAUGAUGAUUAUUAUUAUGAUUAUGAUGAUGAAGAUUGUGAGUGAUAAAACCAUCUCAGAAGAACUCAACUUCAAGUGGACAUUGACAAUGUCCUAAAAGAGCCAGAUGGGAUUUGGAACAGUACUCUUCGUAGCCCACUAGAAUCAGGAAGCCUAAUGCAAUCAUAGCUUAAUUGUAGUGUAGCAAAAUAAUAAAAAUAAAU